Molecule: messenger RNA, 3711 nt
Organism: Cyphomyrmex costatus
Lineage: Eukaryota; Metazoa; Arthropoda; Insecta; Hymenoptera; Formicidae
Product: indole-3-acetaldehyde oxidase-like
Exons: 16
Coding region: 16-3711 (1231 amino acids)
Molecular function (GO): 2 iron, 2 sulfur cluster binding; FAD binding; iron ion binding
Source: RefSeq, a predicted model, not a curated record
CGUGGCACAAAAGCAAUGUGUCACGAGGGUGGCUGUGGUGCCUGUAUUGUAGCUGUGAAAAUUAAAGACAAAACAAUGGCCGUGAAUUCUUGUCUAGUACCGAUACUCAUAUGCGAUGGAUGGGAUAUUUAUACUAUUGAAAGCUUAGGUAACAAGCGAGAUGGUUAUCACACAAUUCAAGCUGCACUGGCUGAUAAAAAUGGUUCUCAAUGUGGAUAUUGUUCUCCUGGUAUGGUAAUGAAUCUGUAUGGUCUCAUGCGUGACAAAAAGCUGUCUAUGCAACAAAUCGAAAAUUCAUUCGGUGGGAAUAUUUGUCGAUGUACUGGAUAUCGUUCGAUUUUGGAUGCGUUCAAGGGAUUUGCCAAUGACGCACCACCAUCGAUGGUGAAAAACAUCAACGACAUCGAGGAAUUGUACAAGAUCAAAACGUGCCCGAAAUAUGGAAUGCUAUGUACAGAUAACAGCUGCGAUAAGCAACUAUCACGUGUAAACAUGAUAUACAUAGUAUUGGAGGACGCAAAAUUUUACAAAGUUUACUCUAUCAGAGAUCUAUUUACAAUAUUUCAACAAAAUCCACGAGCUACUUAUAUAUUGAAUGGAGGAAAUACUGCGUAUGGUGUUUAUCGCUCGAGUAAAAAAGAUUUAUGCAUUGAUAUAAACGAUAUAUCAGAUUUGCGUAAUAUCCAAAAAACCAGAGACUAUCUGGCCCUAGGAGGAAAUGUAACUCUCGCCGUGGCACUAGAGACCUUCCACAAAUAUUCAACCGAACCCAACUUUCAAUAUCUAAAUAAAUUAGCCGAACAUGUAGAAAUGAUCGCAAACGUACCCGUGCGAAAUACCGGUAGCAUCGCCGGUAACUUAAUGAUCAAACACGAGCACAAUGAGUUCCCAUCUGAUAUAUUUUUGAUAUUAGAGACCGUUGGUGCUCAAGUACAUGUUCUAGAAUCACCAAGUAGGAAGCGAAGUUUGUUCCUUACGGACUUUCUGAAGCUUAAUAUGUUCCAUAAAAUCAUCUACAGCAUUAUAUUACCUCCGUUAUCCAAUGAUUAUGAAUUUAAAUCUUACAAGAUCAUGCCGAGAGCCCAGAAUGCUCACGCACAUGUCAAUGCCGGCUUCCUCUUCAAACUCGAUGGCGGUGGCAAAGUAUUGGAAAAACCUAACAUCAUCUUUGGUGGUAUCAAUAAACAGUUUUUGCACGCAGCAAAUACAGAGCAAUUUCUGGUGGGAAAAUCGAUCCUUGAUAAAGAAGUACUGAAGGUAGCCUUUACUACAUUGCAUAACGAACUGCAACCUGACCAUGUGUUGCCGGACUAUUCACCGGAAUUCCGCAGAACGCUCGCCGAAGGAUUAUUUUACAAGUUUGCGUUAAGUAUUAGACCGGAAAUUGUAGAUCCCAGACUUCGUAGUGGAGGCUCGUUGUUAGAACGAGGUCUAUCAUCAGGUACACAGGAUUACGAUACAAAUGCGAACAUAUGGCCAGUGAAUAAGCCUAUAACGAAGUUAGAUGCCAUUAAACAAACAUCAGGCGAAGUCCAAUAUUGCAAUGACCUCCCUUCAUUUCCUAGAGAAGUCUUUUGCGCUUUCGUCCUCACUGAAAUCGGUAAUGGCAAGAUAGAUAGUAUAGAUGCAAACAAGGCGCUUAAAAUGAAAGGCGUAGUAGCGUUCUUCAGCGCCAAUGAUGUACCGGGAAAGAAUCUGUGCAUUUCCGCCGAUAGUGAGUUGUUAUUCUUGCAAGAGGAUGAAUUACUGUUUGCUGAAAAUGAUGUUUUGUACGCUGGUCAACCGGUCGGCGUAAUUGUCGCGGAGACGCAUGAUUUGGCAAAUGAGGCCGCGGCAUUGGUGAAAAUUACUUAUAGCGAAUCUCUGGAAACGAAGCCGGUGAUAAGUAUCGAGGAUGCUCUAAAAUCACAGGACAAUCUUAGAAUCAGGCAAAGCGCCAACAUUCCAGCAAAAAGUAAAGGAAACAAUACCCAACAUGUAAUAAAAGGCGUUUUUCAAUGCGGCAGCCAGUAUCAUUUCACCAUGGAAACUCAAUCUUGCGUGUGUGUUCCUGCAGAAGAUGGCAUGGACGUCUAUCCAACGUCGCAAUGGAUGGAUCUUACUCAAAUAUCGAUCGCGAAUUGUCUUAAUGUUCAGAAUAAUUGCAUCAAUGUGUACGUCAGGCGAGUUGGUGGUGCAUUCGGAUCGAGAAUCUCACGCAACGCGCACAUUUCAUGUGCUUGUGCAUUGGUAUGUUACAAAUUGAAUCGUCCAGCACGAUUCGUUAUGACGAUAGAGAGCAACAUGCUAUCGGUAGGUAAGAGAUAUUCUACGCGUCAAGAAUAUGAAAUUGGAGUGGAUAAUGACGGAGUUAUCCAGUACCUCAACUCAAAACACUGGAGCAACUGCGGUUCCAAUUUCAAUGAAUCACAAGCUGCCAUAGUGGUUGGCAGCAUGCAAAGUUGCGGCUAUGCGACCGAUACUUGGUCGUUCAACGGAUUUGACGUACGAACUGAUUUAGCGUCAAAUACAUUGUGUCGAGCACCAGGAAAUACGGAAGCAGUAGCGAUGAUCGAAAAUAUAAUGGAGCACAUAGCAAGAGUGACAAAAAAGGAUCCGGUAGAAAUCAGAUUAUCAAAUAUGAAUGAUGUAGAUAAAAGUGUAUACGAAACUAUGAUAAAAGAUUUGUCAAAGUCGGCCGAUUAUGAGGUACGAAAGCGAACCGUUGAAAUAUUCAACACUCAGAAUCGUUGGAAAAAAAAGGGAAUUGCUACAGUAAUAAUGAAAUUUCCGAUAAUAUAUUUUGGACAAUUCAACGCAAUGGUGUCUAUUUGCGCUCGUGACGGUUCGGUUUGCGUGACAACUGGCGGAAUUGAUGUCGGUCAAGCAAUACAUACCAAGAUUGCUCAAAUGGUAGCUUACACAUUAGGAAUCGAUCUGGAAUUAGUCUCCGUUAAACGAAGUAAUAAUAUAAUAGCACCCAAUAAUGCGAAUACUGGAGGCGAUAUUACUACACAAUCCUGCGGAUACGCAACAGUUCAAGCUUGCAAUGAGAUUUUGAAGAGACUUGAACCAAUAAAAGAAGAAAUGGGAAAUCCGACUUGGAAGGAUCUUAUUUUCGCAGCAUAUAAAAAAGACAUUGAUUUAUGCGCACGUUACAUGGUGCCAACCGGGCCAACAAAAGACGAGUUAAAGCCUUACAACAUUUAUGGUGUCACCAUUGCUGAAGUAGAGAUUGAUGUAUUGACCGGCCAGCAUAUUAUCAGAAGAGUUGAUUUGAUGGAAGAUGCUGGUGUAAGCCUAAAUCCGGCAAUAGACGUCGGUCAAGUGGAGGGAGCUUUCGUAAUGGGAAUAGGAUAUUGGACUUCUGAGGACCUGGUGUACGAUCCUAAUACAGGAGUAUUAACGAAUGACAGAACUUGGAAUUAUAAACCACCAGUAGCGAAGGAUAUUCCUGAAGAUUUCCGCAUAUAUUUACGCAAAAAUUCGGUCAACACAUUCGGUAUGUUUGGUUCAAAAGCAACCGGUGAACCAUCGCUUUGUAUGAGUUGCGUAAUUCCGAUAGCGAUCCGCGAAGCACUGAAUUCAGCUAGAGCGGAUGCAGGGAAUACGGAUGAGUGGUAUCGACUAGAUGGACCAUGUACUACAGAACGUAUACUUCUUACCAGUUUAACGAGCCAAGAUGACAUGGUGCAAAUUGAUAAUAAAUAUGAGAACUGCUUGCUACUAUAA